Messenger RNA from Xylona heveae TC161, 1588 nucleotides. RefSeq names its product glucosamine 6-phosphate synthetase. The transcript is spliced from 4 exons. The record is from RefSeq and is a predicted model, not a curated record. NCBI's taxonomy places the organism in Eukaryota, Fungi, Ascomycota, Xylonomycetes, Xylonales, Xylonaceae. Bases 111 to 1301 code for a protein of 396 amino acids.
GAGCUCUCCUCCUCCUCUCUAGCUCACAACAAACACAACCUUCUCUGCAACUGCCUCGACGUAUUUCAACAAUCCGCUAGGCACUCGUGUCAGUUUUAUAUUUUGCCAGCAUGUGCAGAUUUCUUGUCUUCAAGGGCAAGAACGAGAUCCUUCUGUCCAAGCUGAUCUUGGACCCUUCUCACUCUAUCUUGACCCAGUCCUACGACUCACGAUUGCGUCUUGACACUCGUCGACCGCACAACGGCGAUGGCUUCGGCGUAGGCUACUACACUCAUCCUGAGCUUGGACCUGAGCCAUGUCUCUUUACCUCGACUAUCCCUGCGUGGAACUGCAUCAACCUGGAGCGACUUGCCAGCAAGACGACCUCAUCACUCAUCUUUGCGCACGUGCGGGCAACCACUGAAGGCAGUCUUUCCGACAGCAACUGCCACCCAUUUCGCCACCGGAGCCUGAUGUGGAUGCAUAACGGCGGUAUCGGGGCAUUCAAGUACGUGAAGCGGCCGCUCUGCGACUCCGUUGCGGACCGGUGGUUUCUGGGCGUCCAAGGCAGCACGGACAGCGAAUGGGCAUUUGCGUUGUUCCUCGACAGCUUGGAAAAAAUGGGCUACGACCCGAGUUCAGAACCUGCGGACGGAUUUGGGCAUUCCGUCCUGCGCAAAGCGAUGCUCAAAGUCAUUGAGCGGAUCAACGCCGCAAUCAGGGCUAUCCCCGCCGAAAUCAAGGGCAAAGACCUGGAUACUCGGAGCUUGCUCAAUUUUGCCGUCACCGACGGACACAGCGUGGUCUGCACGCGCUACAUCAGCAGCAAGACGGACGAAGCUGCGAGCUUGUAUUUCUCCUCUGGCACCAACUGGAAACAACACGACGAGCCGGGCAACUAUACCAUGGAGAGACGGGACAAGGGAGCUGAUAUUGUCCUCGUGGCCAGCGAGCCCUUGACUUUUGAGAGAGACAACUGGGUCACCGUCCCAACCAAUUCGAUUCUAACCAUCCACAAGCAAAACGUCCUGGUCCAUCCCAUCAUCGACGAAUUCUACAGCUACAACCCCUCGCACCAGCGCUCCUCGUGCUUCGCCGUGUCCAAGGGCCUUGUGAGCAAUGCGCCGGGGGGUACCGUGACUGAGGACGACCAAGCCCCCGAGUCUGUUUCAUCAUCGUCCACUUCUCCCACUGCAGAGCGCAACCUUCAAUUCACAGUCCCCGUAGUAGGCGGAGGAGCAGGCGGUGUAAUGGACUCAUCCGAGCCUGAGCAGAUACGAGAACUUAAAGCCCAAUGUGCCAGCGUAGCGCUAAGUGCCUGAGCGGCAUGUUAGGCGCUAUAUGCUCUCUCUUUUUCCCUUCUCUUACUGCAGCCGGUGCAGGAAUUCAAAUCAUUCAGAGACUCGGGCACCGAUGCCACUAUACACACACAUCCCCCCAUCCAUUUCGACACACAGACUUACAACAUCCGAUGCAUCAGCGAGGGAGUUUUCAGCAUCAUUAUGAAACAAUCGUUUUUAAGGAGAUAGCAGGGGGGUAAAAUUGGACAGGGGAUGUAAUGGCGUUAUUUGGUUCAGUUUCGGAGACUUUUGUACCUUAAUUAAUACCC